Molecule: messenger RNA, 1196 nt
Organism: Ipomoea triloba (trilobed morning glory)
Lineage: Eukaryota; Viridiplantae; Streptophyta; Magnoliopsida; Solanales; Convolvulaceae
Product: transcription initiation factor TFIID subunit 9-like
Biological process (GO): DNA-templated transcription initiation; RNA polymerase II preinitiation complex assembly
Cellular component (GO): transcription factor TFIID complex; SAGA complex
Molecular function (GO): RNA polymerase II general transcription initiation factor activity; transcription coactivator activity; protein heterodimerization activity
Source: RefSeq, a predicted model, not a curated record
CGUCUCUCCCGCUCCAAAUUUCAGUAUUUCACGGUUUUCACCGCAGUCCGCCGCCCACCGCAGGCCUGCCGCUCAUCGCCCGUCGCUCACCGCCUGAUGCUCGCCGUCGACGCCUACCGCCUGCCGCUCACCGUCUGACGCUCGCCAUCGACGCCCACCGCCCGCCGCUCACCGCCCGUCGCAAAAUUCCAGAUCGCUGCCUGGCGCCUACAGGCUGCAGCUGUACGCCUCACGCUGUCAAAGACUCGAAAGUGUCAAGCCUUCUAUUAGUAUUUAGUACUCCAUACUUCCACUCUUCCAGGCUCCAGCAGGCAGCAUUGGCGCAUUGCACUCUCCACUCUCCAGUCUCUAGUGGCCAGUGGCCAGCGGACUACUGUGGUGGUUGGAUUGAAUUUUUUGGCCACACAGAGGGGUAGAGGCAAAUGGCAGAAGGAGCUGAAGAGGACCUGCCAAGGGAUGCAAAGGUGGUGAAAACCCUACUCAAAUCAAUGGGUGUUGAAGAGUACGAACCACGUGUGGUCCACCAGUUCCUGGAGCUUAUGUAUAGGCAUGCUGUUGAUGUGUUGACGGAUGCACAGGUGUACUCGGAGCAUGCUGGCAAGACGAUAGAUUCUGAUGAUCUAAAGCUUGCAGUUCAGUCUAAAGUUAAUUUUAGCUUUGCUCCACCCCCUCCCAGAGAGGUCCUGUUAGAGCUGGCUCGAAGCAGAAACAAAAUUCCUCUGCCAAAAUCAAUUUCAGGACCUGGAAUCCCACUGCCUCCUGAACAAGAUACCCUGAUCAGCCCCAACUAUCAACUCGCUAUUCCCAAGAAACGAACUGCUCAACAUGUGGAAGAAACCGAGGAGGAAGAAGAAGGUUCCAAUCCUAAUCCCGCAUCUAACCAAAACCAAAAUCUUUCCCAAGAUCGGACAGAUUUGCCUCAAGAGGCUCCUCAGCGAGUCUCUUUUCCCCUUGGAGCUAAACGACCAAGAUGAAACUCUUAUCUAGUUUGUCACCUUCCACCAUCUUCUAGUUGCAAGGAGUCUGAAGAAAACCUUUUGCUAUUUUGCUGUAACUAGUUAGAGCUUAUAUUGUGCUAUAAUGUUCAAUUUUAUUGACAGAACCUAAUCUUUUUCGGGCACUUUCUGAAAGGCAAUUAUGCCCAAGAACAUAUAAGGUGUCCUCAUGUCUGAUAAUCUAACUCCAUUUCUUCUCUA